CCCAGCCUUUCUCUUUCCCUCCCUCCCUCUCUCUCUCUCUCUCUCCCUCUCUCUUUCUCCCUCCCUUACUCGUUCUCUCAUGAAUGUCACCUUUACUGGUGGCAGCGUCUGGAUUCGCUCCCUUCCUCGCGAGCGCACACACAAACUCUCUCACACACAAGCUUUGGGGGUGGGGGGCAGGUAGGGUUGUGGGAAGAGAGAGAGAGAGAGAGACAGCAUGCCAAAAGAGGCGGAAGGAAUUUUCUCCCUCCGUCCAUCCUCCUGUGACCGGCUUCAUUUGUCCGUCUCUUGCAUUACAGAUGCUGAAAGUCGCUGUGGAAACGGACAGGGCUGGAUUACCGCUCUAGAUUAUUUUUCAGCGGACGCUAAACUUAACUGUCCGGCCGCUGGGGUCUGAGCUGACCAUCUGGCAGAUAUUUGCAGGACCUCUCCGAAUAAUCCGGCAGAAAGGGAAGGAAAACUUUACAGCGGGAGUAGACGGAGGAGAACGCUGGGUCGGUAAGGUAAUUCUGUUGUUCUUUUGAAGAAGCGUUCAGAAAACAAACUUCAGCCACAUCAGUGCGUUCCUCUUCUCAGGAGCCAGUCUGGAAGGGGAGGGUCCGGGGCGAGUACAAUAAUGUGAACGACUUUGCAACGAUGACUUCCUCAACGUCUUCCUCGUUUCUCUUUCGUUGGAAAUGUAUCUACGAUGUUUUACCUUCCUGGACUUUUUUCAGAGCUUGUUUACGGUUCCUGAGGCCGGUAUGAUGAAGGGUAAACCCAAAGCGGGUGGAGACUCUACUAGAACUUAACCUUUUGUAAUUUUCUAGAUUUCUACCACUUUCAAAGCAGCAGACUCCAAGCUAGCACCUUCUGAUCCCCCGUGAGGGGGGGUCCCUCCUACUUUUUGUCUCUGGGGCAGGGCAGGUGAACGAGGAAGCACCAGAGAACAGGUCCCGAGGACUUCCCGAGACCCCCCUCCCAAAAGUGAGAGGGGGGGAAGAUGGCAGCUCUCGCCAGCUCACUCAUCAGACAAAAACGGGCGGUCAAGGACGACCAGGCCAACCGGCCCAUCGCCAACAAGCGCAAGCCGUGUCCAAAGAGCAACAAGUCGCUCUGCCAGAAACAAAUCCUCGUCCUCAUCUCCAAAGUGCGACUAUGUGGCGGGAGAAGAGGGAGAACAGAAAAAAGGCCAGAGCCUCAGCUAAAAGGCAUUGUCACCCGACUGUACAGCCAGCAUGGCUACUACCUCCAGAUGCAGCCGGAUGGCACCAUGGACGGCACAAGGGACGAGAGCAGCUCCUUCUCACAGUUCAACUUGAUUCCUGUGGGCCUGCGGAUAGUGGCGAUCCAGGGGGCCAAGACAGGGCUUUAUCUGGGCAUGAACAGCGAGGGGUACCUCUAUACCUCGGAGCACUUCAACCCAGAGUGUAAGUUUAAAGAGAGCGUCUUUGAGAAUUACUACGUGACCUACUCGUCCAUGCUGUACCGGCAGAGCCAGUCCGGCCGCUCGUGGUACAUCGGUAUCAACCGUGACGGACAGGUCAUGAAGGGAAAUCGAGUUAAGAAGACCAAAGGAGCCGCCCACUUCCUGCCUAAAGUCAUUGAAGUCGCCAUGUACAAGGAGCCAUCACUGCACGAGUUGGUGUCGGAGCAGAGCCCCCCUCGAAAGACGGUGAAGACCUCAGACUCGCCGUCGCAUCAAAACGGCCACAAGGAGGCACCCAGGGCUGAAGCCUCGUAGCACAGGGGCCAGGAGGGAGGGGGAGGGCGCGGGAACUCCAUUUCCCUUCAUGCACUGGGGCGCAAAGGUCACAUCUCGUGCCCCCAAAAGCCGCCGGCUGAGGGCUGGCCACAGUGGGCCGGUGGAGGGGGGGGUCAGUCAGCAGGCCCCCUAGGCCAAACCCUUCAGCACCAGAGAGGGGAAGCCGCUGUCGUUCUCUUUUGUCUGAUACAGUGGGCCUGGAGGAGCAGCCCACACUUCAUUUUUCCCAGCAUGAGCCUUUCUUAACCUUCCAAAUCACCCUCCCAGUUCCAGCAAGCCACAAACCCCACCCAGUGGCCCCCCAGGGUCCCACACCAGCUACAAACAGACUUAAACAGUGGCAGUUAGCCCUGAAUAUGACAAUUACACCAAAUGCAGGCAGAACAAUGUCAGACAUAUCUUAGCGAAAUGGGAAAAAUCAAUGCUAUGAGUUUACUUGACUGACAUGAGAACAUCGGCCCCACAUGAAUGAAGCAAAAACCUUUAGCUUUGUGCUGUUUUUUUUACAAUUUAGCAAACAAAAUAAGCCCCUAAUAUUGCUUCAAACACAUAUUUUAAAGGGCCAAUUUUUAUUGCAUUUCAUCCAUGUGUGUGUUUUUAAGUCAUUCAUUUUUAUAUGACCAUUUUUUAAAAAACUGUCCCUUAGAAAUAAAUAGGUAAUUUUUGGUACUGCACCUUUAAGACGUGAAGAUGUGUAAAAUAGCUCUGUUUUUGUUCUGAUUGGCUGCCCUUUAUUAUGGUCCCUCGUUGCAGUCCAGACUGUAACACUCCUUAUAACUUCACUUUGAAUCUAAAUGGACUUUAGAGUGUUUUUUGCGCAGGUUAGUUUCUACGUUUUUAAACAUAUCUUUCACUAAAAAAGGAGUUCCGGCAACUUAAAGAGGCUUGUGUUAAUUAAAAAAACCUAAAAAUUAAGAAUGGGCUGUUUCUGCAGCUGUGUGGAAUGAUGAGUGCAUUGUUUUCCAUGAUAUGAUCAUUUUAAACUUUUCUUCCACCAAAAAAAAGUAGUUCCAGCUGCACAGAGUUGAAAGUUUUAGCUUAGCUUAAAAUGAGACAGGGCUAAACUGUGGUGUAAAUGGCUUGUUUUCUUUGUAAUAUCACAAAAACACUGGAUUUGCAAUGGACUGUUUUUUACUCCACCAAAAAAAGUAGUUCCAGCUGCUUAGAGUAUCGUAAAAAGGCUUCACUUUAGUGUAAAUUAGGCAGGGCUAAACUGAUGUGUAAAUAGCCUGCUUUUUUUUUUAAUCACAAAACACUGGAUUCAGUAUGGGUUGUUUUUGUAGCUUGGCAGCUUCGGUUUUAUAUGAAAACUGUACAGAUGUGGGAGUAUGUUUUGUAUCAGUGUUUUUUUUCAUGAUAUGGGACUUUUUUUUAACGUUUCUUCCACAAAAAAAAUAAAAAAGUAGUUCCAGCAGCUUAGAGUAUAGAGACUUCUUCACUUUAGUGUAAAUUAGACAGCGCUAAACUGGCUAAUCUGUAAAUGGCUCUGAAUUCAGAAUAGACUGUAUUUGCAGUGCGUAUAUUUUGAAGGCCUUUUAACUGUUAUUCCGCCAGAAAAAAAAAAAUAGUUCCAGCAGCUUUGCAUAUAGAGGCUUCUCUAAGAUCAGUGUGAUUGAGUCGGGUCUAAAUUGCUAUGUAAAUGCACUAUUUUUUGUGUGACAUCAUGAAAUCUGAGCAUGUAAAGAUGCCUAAAAACCAGUGGUCAGUUACCCCAGACAUAACAGCAUGGGAUAGCCAGUGGGAGGAGCCUGCUGUUGUACAAUUAUGCAAUUUCAUGACAGUCAGUGCUUAAAUUAUAAAAAUAGACUAAUUGUAGUGGUGAUGUAACAUAUGUGUUAUUUAUGUGGGCCGGCGCAUUUCAGUCAAGUGAACUCAAAGCAGUGUUUGUCAGAGUGUUCUCGAGGGCCUGAUUUCGUUUUUUCGUGUUCCAUUUUUCUUCUUUUGAUCGUGCUUGUUGCUGUGAGGGGUCUUCUGAGUGUGUGAGUUUGAGAAAGAGCAUAAGAGAGAGAGAGAAAAAGAGAAAAAGAGUGAUAGAAGGAGAGUAAUAAAUAAUAAUAAAUGAACAGCACACCUGAGCAACCUGCUGGUUCAAUCACCGCAGCAGUGGCACCUGCACUCCAUUCGCUUAGCCAAUCAGAGCCCAGCCAGCAGGAGGGCACAGUAAAAUCAAUGCUUUAUUGGACAGCUCAAGGAGGCUACGUUUCUAUUGGACGGCUAAGAGGCGGACAACUGAUUGAUAUCUGCUGGACGAUGGCCAGACGAGGCAAUUCCACUGGGCAGCAUCUUUGAUUGGAGGCAACAAAAGAAGACGGCGCCGUCUAAUCAGAUUUUAGCAGGUGACCUUCUCAACCACUUUUAACAAAAACAAGGCCAGUUAUUUGUCCUCCCUCCUUCCAUCACUCCCCCAAACUCUCUCGCUUUCUCUCUCUCUCUCUCACUCACAUUUAAUGUCAUUCUAAUCUGUCUCUGCUUAAAAUGUGUCAUGACCCAGCACGGUCACAUGACUGCGUCUCUAGUGACCACUGGACGGGUCUAUUCACAGAUGUCUGUUUGUUUUAUCAGGGCCGAAUAUGCAGGGAUUAUAACAGGCCGUUGUUGCGCCAGCACUUUUGAUGGGAUUCUUUCAGGGGAUUAUAUGAGUUAUAGGAGUUCAGCCAUGAGUCACACACUAGUGAAGGGCAGCAUUCGCACGACCUUUAUUUGCAUGACACCUACGUGAACAUAUAGAAAGACUGAUUACAACAAGAUAAGGCCAUGUAACAACUACACAAGUCUUCCACAGACAAGUCUACAACAGACAAAAACCUUUAUAUACAUUUAUGAAGGCUUAUCACAAGCCGAUAAGGCGAUAUGACAUCUACAUAAGUCUAUAUAACAUUUAUACAGGCUUAUUACAAGCUGAUAAGGCAAUAUGACAUUAUAUAAGCCUAUAUAAACCUUUAUAAAGGCUCAUAACAUGACAAUAAGGCAAUAUGACGCCUACAUAAGCCUGUAUAAACAUUUAUACAGGCUUAUGACAUGGCAAUAAGGCAAUAUGACACCUACAUAAGCCUAUAAAAAGGAUUAUUACAACAAGAAAUCCAUGUGACAUUAACGUACAUGUUUAAAAAGGCUUAUUAUAACAAGUUAAGGCCAUAUGACACCUACACAAGCCUACAUAAAUGUUUAUAAAGGCUUAAUACAACAAGAUAAGGCAACGUAACAACUACACAAGCCUUCCACUACAACAACAUUAACCUACAUAAACUAUUAUGAAGUCUGAUUAAAAUAAGAUAAGGCCACAUACCAACUACACAGUCUUCCAAUACAACAGACAAAACCCUACAUAUACAUUUAUGAAGUCUUAUUACAAGCCGAUAAGGCAAUAUGACAUCUAGGUAUGCCUAUAUAAACAUUCAUGAAGGCUUUUUACCACAAGAAAUCCAUGACACCAACAUAUUUAAUAAGCCUUAUUAUAACAAGUUAAGGCCAUGUGACAACUACACAAGCUUACAUAAAUGUUUAUGAAGGCUUAUUACAGCAAUAUAAGACCAUGUAACUGCUACACAAGUCUUCCACUACAACAACAUUAACCUGCAUAAACAAACUCUUAUGAACCCUUAUGACACCUACAUGACCAUAUACAAAGACUGAUUACAACAAGAUAAGGCCACGUAACAACUACACAAGUCUUCCACUACAACAGACAAAAACCUACAUAUACAUUUAUGGAGACUUAUUACUACAAGAAAGCCCUAUGACGCCAAUAUGCAUGCUUAUAAAGGCUUAUUACAAAACGUCAAGGCAAUCGGACACCUACACAAGCCUUUAUAAACAUUUCCAAAGGCUUAUUACAAAAUGUUAAGACCAUAUGACACAUAUGCCACAUAACCCUAUAUUAAAGUUUAUGUAGGCUUAUUUGGUCUAUAUAAAGGUCCAUACAGGUUUAUGUCAGUUACCAAGAAAUAUAUGGACAGUAUGAAGACUACCCUUCAAUUAAGUGUCACCAUAAGUACUUAAAUUAUGAACAAAGCGUCCUGGAAACGAGAACACGUCUAAAGACAAAUUCAACAGAAAAUCUAAUGAGCUGUUGAUCAGCCAAGACAUGGUUGAUGUCUGACUUUUAGCUUUUUUGAGCUAACUUUGCUUACAAACACUGAGCUUAGACAGUCACAAAUUACAUCUCAGUAAACCAAACAUCUCUCAAAACCCAACUUUUCAUUAGCAUGACACAUGGGUGUGGUUUUGAACACAGAUUGGCUUCAUUUUAUCUAUAAACACAAACGCUUCCACAGAGCUGGACUCUCUGGAGUAACCGGAACUACUUUCAGCUCACCACAGUGUAUGGUAUGGUAUCACUCCAGUCACAGUUUAGCUUAACUAUCCAGUCCAGGGUUUGUUAGCAACAUUAGCUUAGCAUCUGCUGGUUUAACUAAAGAGGCACACUUCAGAUACCCAACAUGUCUUGGCUGAUCUGGGAUCAGUGAUCAGUCAAGUUUCUUCGACCUGCUCCUUUAAGUGAAGGGAAAAAAAGUAUCUGUGAGUAUAGUGAGUGUGUGUGUGUGUGUGUGUGUAUGGAUUUAGGCUAUAAAUAUGAAUUGAGAUUGCUAAGCCAUUUGCAUUUGUAUCGACAGUUUCCUAUUAUAGUGUGUGUAUGUGUGUGUGGUACAGAUGUGAAUGGAAUUUCUAAGCCAUUUGCAUUUCACCAUAUGGAGUGUGUGUAUGUGUGUGUGUGUGUGUGAGAGAGAGAGAGAGAGAGAGAGAGAGAGAGAGUGUAAUUGUGGAUGUGAAUGGAAUUUCUAAGCCAUUUGCAUUACACCAUAUGGAGUGUGUGUAUAUGUGUGUGUUUUGUCUGUUUGUGUGUGUGUGUGUGUGUGUGUGCUCAACAUUAAUGCCCCAAAAAUGCUUCUAUCUGCACCAUUUUCCCCUCAUUAUCAUUCAUUUGCAUAUAAAGCUUCUGAUUGGUUGUGGUCAUUUUGAUUAUUUUGACCUAUUUUACGAUGGCCUUAGUGUGAGACCCAGUAACCAGAAGCUGAAAAGUGACAUCAAAGUGGUGGAAGUGUGUGUGUGUGUGUAUGUAUGUGUGUGUGUGUGUGUGAACUGAUUAUUAUUCUGCACAUGCCCUCCCGCUUAUCCUCUCCCAGCCUUUACCCAAUCCACACACACACACACACACUGCUUUGCUCUGCAAUCACUUUACUCAAUGUGUGUGUGUGUGUGUGUGUGUGUGUCCAGCCCAUAGACAGUACUGCCGGCCUGUGGUCCUGCAGAUGAGCCAGACAUGCCGCUCUGUGAUGACUUUUGGAAAAGAGCCAUCAGACAUUGUGCUUAAUGAAAAAAACUCCACUGGCCAAGAAGCUCCGCUGUGGUCAUAUAUUUCACAGGCUGGACGGAAGCAUGACCUCAGUUUGGCCUUGUCAGAGUCGUUCCGCUGUCGGGAUAACUGACAGAUUAGUAAGUGCAUUACAGGCCAAAAGUAGUGAAGCUUCACGCUGUACUUUCUGAAUAAUAACAGAAAGAAACUUCUGGCCUGCAGUGAUGAUACUGCAGAUGUUUGUGUGUGUGUGUGUGUGUGUGAGUGAGUGAAGCCCAUCCCCAGGCCUGUGGGUGGGUCAAGCAUUCAAACCAGCCGAACAAUAGAAAGUAGAUCCUUGAUGGUAAAGUGAAUGUCGCUGAAGGUCAGACGAUCAGAGCAUGUCGCAAUGUGAGAGGGUUUGUAGAAUGUUGUCAAAAACGUGCUGAGAAUGUUGUGAGUUUAAGGAUAAAGUACGUCAGAAGACCGUCUUAGUUAAGUGUCUGAAGGAAGAGUGUGUGGUGGAGAUUCAAGGUCAACAGAAGGUCAAAAAGAAAGACAGUGAUGGUCAGAACAGAAAACAGACAAAGAAUGUCAAUGUCAAAUAAAUCAUGUUAAGUCAAAGAAAGACAAAGAAGAUCAAAGAAGGACAAAGGACAUCAAAAAAGAGAAGUCAAAGGAAAGUAAAAAAAGAUGGAUAUAUUCAAAAGAGGCCAAAGAAAGUGAAGGUCAAGAAUUUAAACACAUCAAAGAAGUUAAAGAUUGAUAAAUAAGAUCAAAUAAUGACAAAGAAAACCCAGGUCAUGAAAGACAAACAGUUCAAGAUCAAGAAAGUCAUAUAAAGCUAAAGAAAGUCAAAGUAGUUUAAAAAAAAUACACAAAUAAUAUUGCAGAAAGAUAAGUUAAGUCAGAGAUGGGAAAGAGGAGACAAAGGAGAACUAACAAAGUCAAGGUAUGGACAUCGAAAAGAGACAAAGAGACAAGUAGCCAAGGCAGGACAGUGAAGGAAGGAUUAGUAAUGUCACACCAAGGUUAAGAAGAUCAAAGAUGAUAAAAUAAAGACAAAAUCAGUAAACAAAGACAUCAAAAAGAGAUCAAGA
This is a messenger RNA of Astyanax mexicanus (Mexican tetra), 8116 nucleotides long. RefSeq names its product fibroblast growth factor 11b (gene fgf11b). Gene Ontology annotation, molecular function: growth factor activity; fibroblast growth factor receptor binding. Bases 983 to 1723 code for a protein of 246 amino acids. Gene Ontology annotation, cellular component: cytoplasm. Gene Ontology annotation, biological process: positive regulation of protein phosphorylation; animal organ morphogenesis; regulation of cell migration. The transcript is spliced from 5 exons. The record is from RefSeq and is a predicted model, not a curated record. NCBI's taxonomy places the organism in Eukaryota, Metazoa, Chordata, Actinopteri, Characiformes, Acestrorhamphidae.